This is a messenger RNA of Cannabis sativa, 3658 nucleotides long. RefSeq lists its product as uncharacterized. Lineage: Eukaryota; Viridiplantae; Streptophyta; Magnoliopsida; Rosales; Cannabaceae. The record is from RefSeq and is a predicted model, not a curated record. The transcript is spliced from 7 exons. The coding region runs from base 2692 to 3348 and encodes 218 amino acids. Gene Ontology annotation, molecular function: peptidyl-prolyl cis-trans isomerase activity.
UUUUUAAUUGCAAGUUUAUAAAAAUAGUUUUGUAAAUGGAUGUUUGAACUCAAUUUUCAUCAAAAUUUGCAACGUUCUCGCUUUGUUCUUAAUCGCACACUUUUUGAGAAAAUUUUCCUGGAGAUGAUCACCUAUCUUAAAAUACUCUCGGUCAAGCAUGUUUAACCGUGAAGUUCUUCCAUGAUGGGCUGUUGAAAAACAAAAUGCACCUUGUUGAUAUAAGUAGUAGCAAUCAAUCUAUUUAAAGCAUCUUCAAUUGUGUAUUCCAUACCUACACAGUUUCAUAAUCAUCCCAUCACUACUUAAGAAAUGUCACUUUUACCAGCACAGUUCGCUACUGCGCUGGUAAAAGUAACUUUUACCAGCGCAUUUCGCAAACUGCGCUGGCAAAGAGAUCAAAGUUUUACCAGCGUACAUUUGUAGUGGCUAAAAUCUAACUUUUACCAGCACAUUUACGCGUUGGGAAAAGUCUUUUUUGCCAGCGCUUUUCAUUUUAUGUUGGCGAAAGUUUUAAUACCAACAUUGAUUUGCCAACCCCCUUUUGCCAACACAUCAUAGGUAAAUUCUAUUUUACCAGCGCAAUACCAACUUUUGUCAGCACAAAAAUGUGCUGGCAAAAGUGACAUUUCUUGUAGUGUAUUGACCUUCUCCAGACGUGUGGGAUUGCAUACUUACUUGAUAUUUCUCCUUACAAUCACGAGACAACUAACGGUCACAAAAUUGACAAAUAUUUGCUAUAACUAUACGUCAUAUAUAUAAAAUUAAAUAAUAUAAUUUUUCAAAAUAUUAAUAAUAAAAAAAAUCAAUAAAUAUGAACAAAAACAAUACCCUUAUAUAAUUUUUUCCAUAUUAUGUAUAAAUAUUUAUGUGAGUUCAGAUCUACCUGCUACCUUAAAAAUUUGAAGAUAUCUCAAUAGACUUUCAAUGAAGUUUAAUUAUGUACGUAUAUAUAUAAAAUAACAUUUUUAGGUUUAAUCGGCUGAAAACACGCUUUAACUAAUCUAUAUUCAAAGUUUGACCCUAAUAAUAAUGACACAAUUUUCCAAUGUUGAAUUGCAUUAUAGUAUUUAAAUGAAAUUGGAGCAGAAAAUAUAGGAUAUAUAUACAAAAAAAAAAAAAGACUUUAAAGCACAUGCAUCCACUCAACACACUACCCUUUAUUUACUUCUCGACCUUAAUUAACUCAUAAUUAAGUAUAUAAUAAUUUAAAAUGAAAUAAAAAGAAAACGAAAAGAAAAAAGAUACCAUGCUUGCAUCAUAACAUGACACAAUGCUUGCAUCAUAAUGGCUUCUCCCAAGGUUGGAAUGCCUUAAUAUAAAUGGAAAAUGGGAGAAGCCGAUGGGUCUGCAGUGGUCGUUGGGUCCGUGGUUCGUGAGUGGGAUUGCAGUGGUCGUGGAGAGAAGAGAUCGAGGUGGCUGUUGGUUGUGCGUGGUGGUUGUGGGUUGAUUCGUUAGGGUUAGGGUAGUUCUGAGAGCGAGAGAGAGAGAGAGAAUGGGUGAAGAGAGAGGGACGGUUGUUCGAAAUGAGAAGAGUAUUUUGGAACUUAAGAUAGAUAAAGUGUACCAAUUUUUAACAAUUUGGAUAUAUUUAAAUUUAGCGCUUUAAUUUAAGUACAUAAAUUAUACAUAAUUAGUCAAAAUUUUCCUUUUAAAAUGUCCCACAAAAAUACAGAGCUCGUGUGUCAUGAAAAAAUAUAAGUUAUGUUGUGCCGUUUCACAUGUCAAUAAUUUUAUAGGGUAAACUCAGUAUUUUCAUGUCAUGUUACACUCGAGAAAUCUGUUUCUCUAGACCAACUCAGUGGCUCAAAUUGAUCAUAUUUCACGUUUUCACAUUUUUAUGACAAAUAUUGAGCUACUUAUUAAGCUAAAUGUGAUAGUUUCAAUUAAUUACUUUUAUAUAAUUUCUCAAUUACAAUUCAUAUAAGAAAUAAUUAUAAUUAUUAAAUUAAUUUUUAGUUUUUUUUUUUUUUUAAUAUAUUGUGUUUUUAUGUUAGUUUAUUCGUGCUUACGUGUCCAUAUAUAAAUCUAUAUGUUUUUGUGUAGCAUGUCGGCAUACCCGACCAAGUCCAUAUAUUUUCAUGUCGGGUCAUACUCGUACCUUUUAAGGUCAUGUCAAUUUCGUGCCAUCUCAAAAAGUCUUACUGGUAUUUAUAUAUUACUAAUAUAAGGUAGUAUUUUAUAAAUAAUUAGUAAUUAACAUCAUGCAUUUCUCUAUAUUGUGUUUGGUGUACUUUAACAUAUAAUUUGUUGCAUCGAUCGUUGACUCUUAAACUAAAAUUUAUAUAAAUAAUGGACUCAUCACAUAUUUACAGACUGUGUUAGGCUUGUUUGAGAUGGAAGUUUUAUUUAUGAUAUUGACUUCCUUAAUUAAUUAAUAAUUAGUAAAUUAAUUAAUUUCACAUGGCUCUCUUGAAUUGAUCCAGUACAUUAUGCAUAAUGCAUGCAUACUAACAACUCAUAUAGCUAGUUUUCAUUUUAUUUUUUAAAAAAUAAUUACACGUAAAUCAUUGAGGAAAUUUCCUACUUUCACAAUAUUGUCUAAUUAUUAUUAUAUUAAGAAUAAUUACUCACUCAAUCAAUUAUGUCUAUAAAUAGCCAUACCCUUUGGAUUAUAAAGAUUUUAAUUAAGUACAAACAAGUCAUAAUUAAUCAUAAUCUUAAAAGAGUAUUAAUUAUUUGGUACUGAAAAAGAUGGCCACAGUUCAGAUGAACAACUUUGGUUCUCUAUCUCUAAUCUCUUUCAACAAUAUAAUCCCUAAGCCAACAAUGAUAUCAUCUUCAGCCAAAAUUAGUCCAUGGAUCAACCAUAGUAGUUUUUGGGGACAGAAUUAUAAGCUUCAAACAACGCAUUUUCACAAAGGAAAAAGUCCUCUCCAACAUAAUAUAAUGAGAGCUGAGAAGAUGAUUGCCAUUACAGCAAGGGCACCUAAUGGAGACGGUUUAACAUUUCCAACAUUUAAUGGCAAAACUUUUUCGUUGACUAAUGAUUUUAAGGAGCUUCAAGUUGGUAAAUCUGUGAUGUAUUAUAAGAAGUUAUUACCAUAUUAUGGUCAAGGUCAAAGUCAUCCAAUUAUCAAUCAGAAGGUGACUAUAAGGUAUACAAUCUAUGACCAAAAGCACAAAGUGAAAGGAUCAAUGGACGAUGUUACAGCUCAUGACCUUGUUAUUGGCACCAAACAUGAUCUUGGUACAGGGCUUGACUUUGGCAUUCGAGAACUGAGGGUAGAUGAACAAGCAAUAUUUGUCAUCCCUAAGAAACUUUGGCCGGCAAAGAUGAGAGGUGGUAUUUUCAAUAGGGAUCCAGAUGAGUACAUAGUUUGCUAUGUUACAUUAAACAAAAUUUAUUAGAUAUUAUUUUUUGAAAAGGGUGACAAAUUAAUAGAUAAAGUUGCAUUUUGUCCAAUAAAUAAUUCAACUGUCAUUUAUUUAAGGAUAAUUUUUCUUUUGUUUUUUGGGAGAUUUAUUUUUAGAGUGAUAAGUACAUUAAAGUUCUUAUCUCAAAAAAAUAAAAUAAUAUUGAACCAUGCUAUUCAUCUCGAACUAUAGACCUACCGACUAGCCCGCAUCUACCAUAUGGAUUGAGAUGGUCGGGAUAUUCGGGAUGAAUAAAUUUAUUUAAUAAUAUUUUUUGUAAACUUACAAAUGUAUUAUAUAUGAC